Molecule: messenger RNA, 1389 nt
Organism: Fonsecaea multimorphosa CBS 102226
Lineage: Eukaryota; Fungi; Ascomycota; Eurotiomycetes; Chaetothyriales; Herpotrichiellaceae
Exons: 3
Coding region: 1-1389 (462 amino acids)
Biological process (GO): transmembrane transport
Cellular component (GO): fungal-type vacuole membrane
Molecular function (GO): transmembrane transporter activity
Source: RefSeq, a predicted model, not a curated record
AUGGAUGAAAUAACCACUUAUAGACCGGCAAACGCGCCCACUGGACUCGAAGCGCAGGAAUCUAUUCAACUGCGUGCUGCGGACGACGAGUCUGGCUAUGAAGGCAUAGUCGUCCCAGCCAAUGCUCAACCCGCCAUGCGACCAGUUUCUCGGAAACGCCAGACUGUCAUCCUUUUCUGUGCUUUCUUCGAUGUCUUCAUCACCAUCGGGCUGAAUCAGGCCUACGGCGUCUUUCUCAACUACUAUCUGUCCAACGGGAGCAGUUCGAAGGAUCCGUUUCUCCCGCCAAGCGAGGUCUCAAGCAAAGCAAUGUUGGCCUUUGUGGGCACUCUGGCUGCUGGCUUGACCUGGGGUGGGAGCAUUGUGGUCAACCCGCUCAUGGCGAGAUCAAAGGAUCCAAGGUGGCUUACCGGUGCUGGGGCAGUGCUUAUUGGAACUGGCUACGUGCUUGCAAGCUUCUGUCACAAGGUAUGGCAGCUCCUUCUCACACAGGGCUUGAUCUACGGUAUCGGCACUUCUUUGAUGUACUUCCCCGUCCUGGCCGUGGCCCCAGAGUACUUUGACGCCCAUCGCGGCUCCGCCAUGGGCUUUAUUCUGUCAGGAGCCGGAGUAGGAGGCCUCGUCUACGCACCAGCAGCUCGUGCAUUACUCUCGAAGAUGGGUGCCGCCUGGACGUUACGCGUCUUUGGCCUGGUCAAUUUCGCCCUGUGCAUUCCCAUUGUGUUGGGAACGCCGCUCUCGCGGAGUCUCUCCAAGCGACCGACGCUGGUGGAUAUCAGGCUGGCAAAAAGGCCCACCUUCAUUCUCCAGGCGACAGCUGCAAUGGCUCAAGCGGCAGGGAAUCUGGUCCCGUUGACCUUUCUCCCCGAGUUUAGUACGAGGCUGGGAUACACAGCUGCCUUUGGCGCUGCGCUCCUUUCCAUCAAUAAUGCAGUCAACACGAUAAGUCGGAUUGCGAUGGGCUUCAUCGCCGAUGUUGCAGGCAGACAAAACACUCUGGUCCUCAGCGUCCUCGGGAGUGCCAUAACCGUCGUGGCAUUUUGGCUGUCCAGCGCCUAUGGGGACGAUAUGGGAUUAUGGGUUACCUUCGUGGUGACUUAUGGCGUCUUCGCUGGAGGAUACAACUCUCUCUUCCCUACCACGGUAAUCGAAGUGUUCGGUGCUCAGGCAUACGCAUCGGUCAACGGCUUCAUCUACUUCAUCCGCGGUCUAGGCGCCUUCUGGGGCUCCCCAGUCGGUGGCGCUUUGGUUGCUGAUGGCCAACAUCCGCAGGCAUUUGUCAGACUCAUAUGGUAUGAUUUCGGACUGUUGAUGCUGUCGAGUGUUUGCGUUAUUGCUGUUCGCGGGCUGGAUGCAUCGGAGAAAGGCAAGUUCAAAUUGAAGGCUUGA